AUGGAAAUAAAUUGUAAAUUGCCUCCAAGGAUAAAAAUGAAUCCAUUAUAUUAUAGUAAUGGUGUUAGACCUAUGAAUUAAUAACGAAUUAAUCCAAAUGAUUAGAGAAGAUACACAACAGAUUUAGAUGCUUAAAGAAAAUAUUCAAAAAGUUAGAAUUAAUAUCAGCAAAAUGAUUCUAAGUAUAAGUAUAUUUAAUUGAUUAGUGUAAAUAAUAAGAAUUCUAUUUAGAAUUAGAAAUCACCAGGAAUAGCAAGAGCUAAUACUGCAGAUAAAUAAUAAUUAGAAGAUUUAAAAAAGCAAUAUAAUUCUAAUUAGGAGAAAAAGAAACCACAGUAACCAUAAUUAUUCAAAGUGUAGAGUUAAGCAAAACCAAUUUUUGAGAAUUUUAGUAAGACUUAGAGUCAGAAAUUAAAGAAUCAUAGUUUUGUUACUUAACAUAAGAUGAAUGAGAAACCACAUUCUUUUAAAUAGAUUGCAUAGACAAGUUCUUCACAUUUAUCAAAUUGUAAAUGAUGAGAAUAAUUAAUUUAGUGUAUUAUGUAGGAGAUCUAUAGAAUGCAAUAUUGAAUCAGCAAUCUAAAAAUUCAGGAUUGUUUCGUGAACAUAUUGAAGCAUCUUUUACUUACAUACCUAUAAUAAAGAAUUUAGAAAUUGAGAAAUAGUAGUUAAAAGAGAAACUAUUAAAUAUUCCAUUAGAUAAAACAAAAAAAUGUAAGGAGUAAUUUAUAAAAAUAAGACAAUAAGACAAUAAUAUUUGAUAUGGAUGAAACCUUAAUACAUUGUAAUGAAGAUGAGAAUGAUAAAUGUUAAUUAAAGAUAGACAUUCAAUUUGAAGAUGGAGAAAUCAUCUUAGCUGGUAUUAACAUUAGGAAUUUCGCUAAAGAAAUAAUUAAAAAGCUAAGUGAUUUAUGUGAAGUGAUGAUCUUUACUGCAUCAUAAGAUAUUUAUGCUAAUAAAGUAUUUGAAAUGUGUGUAUAGAUAUAAGGUUAUAAAUAUUUUGGAUCCAAAUUAAAAAUUAAGUUAUAGAAUCUUUAGAGAAAGUUGUAUCACUGUUGGAGAUAACAAUUUAAUUAAACAUUUAGGAGUUCUAAAUAGAGAUUUGAAGAAUGUGGUUUUAAUUGAUAAUUCAUCAUAUAGUUUUGCGUAAUAAUUGAUUUUAACAUAAAGUUAGACACCAUUUAGAGAACGGGAUUCCGAUUUUACCAUAUUACAAUGAUGAAAAGGAUAAUCAAUUGAUCAAAUUGUAUAGAUAUUUAUGUUAAUACAUUUUGCCAGUUGAUGAUGUUAGACCUGUAAUUUUAGAACAUUUCAAAUUGCAUAAAUUACAUUAAUAUGAUAAUGUAGAAGAAGCUGUAUAAAAUUUAUAUUUUUGA
This is a messenger RNA of Paramecium sonneborni, 1376 nucleotides long. The record is from the annotation of a GenBank genome assembly. NCBI's taxonomy places the organism in Eukaryota, Ciliophora, Oligohymenophorea, Peniculida, Parameciidae.